Messenger RNA from Oncorhynchus masou masou (cherry salmon), 3327 nucleotides. Its product is annotated as neurofilament heavy polypeptide-like. Gene Ontology annotation, cellular component: neurofilament; axon. The coding region runs from base 30 to 2648 and encodes 872 amino acids. The transcript is spliced from 4 exons. Lineage: Eukaryota; Metazoa; Chordata; Actinopteri; Salmoniformes; Salmonidae. Gene Ontology annotation, molecular function: structural constituent of postsynaptic intermediate filament cytoskeleton. Gene Ontology annotation, biological process: intermediate filament bundle assembly; axon development. The record is from RefSeq and is a predicted model, not a curated record.
CCCUGCCGCAGUCUGCAUCCGGUUGAGAGAUGAGCUACCCACUGGACCACCUCUACAGCCACGGCUCCUACCGCAGGGCACCACAGGGCCUCUCUGCCCGGCCUGCCGCUUCCCUCUCCUCCUCCGGCUUCCACUCCCAGCCCUGGACUACCUCUCAGCGCCGCCGCCAGGCCUACAGCCAGACACCCUCCGCCGAUAGCUUGGAGAUCUUUAACGGAGACAUGACUCGGAGGAACGAGAAGGAGAUUCUGCAGACACUCAAUGACCGUUUCGCCGGCUACAUCGACAAGGUGCGGAACCUCGAGCUGAUGAACUCGAAUCUGGAGCAGGAAGCGGCUGCGCUGCGACAGAGCCAGACCGGGCGCGCUACCGUGGGAGAGCACUAUGAGCGCGAGCUGGGGAACCUGAGGGGUCUGGUUCAGCAGCUGACCGGGGAGAAGGCAUGCGCACUCUUGGAGCAAGACCACCUGGAAGAGGAUAUCCAGCAUGUGCGGACCAGGCUCGAGGACGAGUCACGCAGCAGGGAGGAGCUGGAAGCCAAGGCACGCCUAAUGAACAAGUAUGUGGAUGAGUCUGGGCUCGCACGGCUAGAGCUGGACAAGAAGCUCAGCGCGCUGCAGGAAGAAGCAGCGUUCCUGAAGAAGAACCACGAGGAGGAGGUGGCGGAGCUGCUAGCACAGAUCCAGGGUGCACAGGUGAGCUUCGAGGCUCGAGACACAAUCAAGGCGGACGUCACGAACGCCCUGCGGGAGAUCCGCGCUCAGCUGGAUGGACACGCGACCAAGAGCGCAACGCACGCGGAGGAAUGGUUCAAAGUGCGUAUGGAGCGGUUGGCAGAUGCAGCUCACUCUAACACAGAUGCGAUCCGUGGUGCCCAGGACGAGAUAGCAGAGUACAGACGGCAGCUGCAGAGCCGCACCAUCGAACUGGAGACCCUCAGAGGAACCAAGGACUCACUGGAGAGACAAUGCAUGGAGACUGAGGACAGACACCAUGGAGAUAUCCACUCACUACAGGAGACUAUUCGUCAGCUGGACGGUGAACUGAAGAGUACUAAGUGGGAGAUGGCCAGCCAGCUGAGAGAAUACCAGGAGCUGCUGAACGUCAAGAUGGCUCUGGACAUAGAGAUAGCAGCCUACAGGAAGUUGCUGGAAGGGGAGGAGACUCGGUUCAUACCUGGGCCAAGCCUGUACUCCUACUCCUCUGCCCACCUGAAGCUGAAGGGGGAGGAGCUCUCAGACACAGUCAUACUGGAGGAACAGACGGAUGAGACACAGGUCACUGAGGUGACAGAGGAAGCAGAAGAUGAGGAAGAGGAAAAGGGAGAGGAGACAGAAAAGGAAGAAGAGAAGGAGGAAGAGGAAGAGGGAGAAAAGGAGGAGGAAGAGGAUGAGACCAAAGCUGAGGCAGAAGAGGGAGAAGGAAAGGGAGUUGAGGAUAAGGGGGGAGAGGAAGAGGAGGCAGGUGAGGAGAAAGAGGAAGAGAAGUCUAAGUCACCUGAAAAGGCUGCUUCUUCUCCAUCCAAAUCUCCCCAAUCUCCCCCCAAAACCCUCCAGUCCAAAUCACCCAAAUCAAAAUCUCCCCUCCCCAAAUCACCUGCCAAAUCUCCCGCCCCCAAAUCACCUGCCAAAUCUCCCGCCCCCAAAUCACCUGAAUCCAAAUCACCCCAAGCCAAAUCUCCCCUCCCCAAAUCACCCGAAUCAAAAUCUCCCCUCCCCAAAUCACCUGCCAAAUCUCCCGCCCCCAAAUCACCUGAAUCCAAAUCUCCCCUCCCCAAAUCACCUGCCAAAUCUCCCGCCCCCAAAUCUCCCACAGCUGUGAAAUCACCAACAUCUACAUCUCCCCCCAGCAAAUCCCCAGAGUCUAAGUCUCCCCCUCCCAAAUCCCCUCUCCCAAAGUCUCCUGAACCCAAGUCCCCCAUCGAAGAGAAGGCCAAGCCCCUUGCAGAAGACAAACUGGCCAAGCAGGAGAAGAAAGAGAAGGAACAACCCCAGCCUGUAAAGGAGGAAAAGAAACAAGAGGCAGAACCCAAGGAGAAGGAGAAAUGUGAGAGCCAGCCUAAAGAGGAGAAGGUUGAGGAGAAGACAGACAAACCAGAUCCCAAGGAGAGCAAGCCAGAUGAGAAUCCCAAGACUGAGACCCCAACACCUGCCCCCCCUGCUGCCACCCCGCCCAAGCCUGCAGAGGAAAAGCCCGCCCCCGCCAAGGAGAGCCACGGCCCUGCUAAGAGAGAAGAGGAGAAACAAGCCAAAACAGAUGACACACCCCAGGUAGAGGUGAAGCCUGCCCCCAAAGAAUCGCCACAGAAAACAGAGAGCACAAAGGAGAAGAAAGCAGAGCCCAAAGAGGAGGUGAAGGAGGAGGAUAAGAAGGAGGACAAGGAGGCCUCUAAAGCAUCUGACAGUAAAGAGGCAAAGGAUACGAAGGAGGUAGGGAAGGCAGAGAAGGCCAAGAAAUCUUCUGGCACUGAAGUCAAAGACGAGAAAUCUUCUGGCACUGAAGUCAAAGACGAGAAAUCUUCUGGCACUGAAGUCAAAGACGAGAAAUCUUCUAGCACUGAAGUCAAAGACGAGAAAUCUUCUAGCACUGAAGUCAAAGACGAGAAAUCUUCUAGCACUGAAGUCAAAGACGAGAAAGCCAAGAAGUGAGUCACUAACACGCUGCAUAUGAGCCAGGAGAAGAGAGAGACGCCAAAGAACUAUCGGGGAGGGGGGGUUAGCUACUGAAGCCCUGAGCAGCCUUUGUAAAGGGAAGCCAAAAGGGAAGCAGAACAGAGCAGGAGACAAACAGUAAACAAACAAAGCAAUAGCUUUUCUCUAGUUACUAUCCCCUGGGUACUCAACCCUGAUAUGAUGCUUCUUCUAAUCUAUGACUGUAGUGAAUGCAGAAUGCUUUAAACUCUAUCUGAAUUGUGUCUAUAUGACUGCCCGUCAAUAAUAACAAGUGCAUUAAAACAGCAGCAUUGCCUUGGCUGGGAGCACAGCACAGGGCCAUGCACCUUCUAAAGCCUUCAAGGGUAUCAAUGUCAACAAAUGUCUAUAAAAGAUUGUGACAGAUCAAUAUAUUGUACUGUAUGUGUAUAUUCAUGAAGAUAUAAAGGUGUAUAUUAUAUUAACAACUAUAAAAAGCAGAGAAAGACUACAAACCUGCUCAUUGUGCAUCUUAAACAGCUCCCUGUCUGAUGGUUGUGCUGACUCACUGUGCUGUGGUCAGUAAUGAUACCUAGGCCAGUGAGGAGAACUCUGAAGUCAGGGAUGACUGUGCUAUGUAUAAACUGCUGAGAGUAUGCAAUACAAACUGCUGAACUAAUAAAGGUUAAAACCAAAA